UCUCCGGCAGCCGCUGCCCCGGGAGAGGGACGGGACCCGGCUGGCUCUGAGGGCACCAUGGGGCACCCGCGGCCGCGGGGGCCGCAGCCUGGGAGGUUUGCGUGUCUCCCACCACCGGCACUGCUGCCCGCGGGACGAAACCAAGUAUGGGAACAGAGGUCACUUGUCACAGCCCUUGCCAAAAGGUCACUGUACUGAGAGAGAUGUCAUGAGAACUGGAAUGAGGCGCCCCGCGGCUCCAGAGCGCGGGCCCCGGAGAUGUCACUGAGAGCCGAAAGCCAUGCAGCCACAUCGACGCUGAAGAAGAUCGCUGCAGACAUGAGCAACAUCAUCGAGAGCCUGGACACCAGGGAGCUCCACGUGGAGGGGGAGGAGGUCGACUCAGAGGUGCUAAAUGACCCGAAAGGCACUGCGUGCAUUCCCUUCUCUGCCAUCUAUCACACCCAUGGGUUCAAGGAGCCGGGCACGCAGACGUACCUCACGGGAUGUCCUAUCCGAGUGCGUGUGUUGGAAGUUGAGCGCUUCACUUCCACUAAGAAGGUACCAAGCCCCAACGUUUACACCAUUGAGCUGACCCAUGGAGAGUUCACCUGGCAGGUGAAAAGGAAGUUCAAGCACUUCCAGGAGCUUCACAGGGAGCUGCUGAGAUACAAAGCCUUCGUGCGCAUCCCUAUCCCUACCAGGAGUCACACGGUGAGAAGACAAUCCAUCAAAAGGGGAGAGCCGAGGCAGAUGCCGAGUCUGCCACACACCGCGGAGAGCACGGUGCGGGAGGAGCACUUCUCCAGCAGGAGGAAACAGCUGGAGGACUACUUGUCAAAUAUCCUGAAAAUGCCAAUGUACAAGAACUACCAUGGAACAAUGGAGUUCGUUGGAGUAAGCCAGCUGUCAUUCAUCCACGACCUGGGACCGAAGGGCAUAGAAGGAUUCAUCAUGAAGCGCUCGGGAGGCCACCGCAUCCCUGGCCUGAACUGCUGCGGCCAAGGGAGGAUGUGCUACCGCUGGUCCAAAAGGUGGCUGGUGGUGAAGGACUCGUUCCUGAUGUACAUGAAGCCCGACUCGGGGGCCAUUUCCUUUGUCCUGCUGGUCGAUAAGGAGUUCAACAUCAAGAUAGGCCAGAAAGAAACAGAAACUAAAUAUGGGUUGCAGAUCGACAAUCUCUCUAGGUCGCUGAUUUUGAAGUGUAACAGCUACAGACAUGCCCAGUGGUGGAGGCAGGGCAUAGACGAGUUCAUUCGGAAGCACGGCAAGGACUUCCUCACGGAGCAUCGCUUCGGCUCGUACGCGGCCGUGCAGGAGAACACGCUGGCCAAGUGGUAUGUAAAUGCGAAGUGGUACUUUGAGGAUGUCGCCAAUGCCAUGGAAGCUGCUAAGGAGGAGAUUUUCAUCACAGAUUGGUGGCUGAGCCCAGAAAUCUUCAUGAAACGACCGGUUGUGGAAGGAAAUCGCUGGCGGCUGGACUGCAUCCUCAAGAGGAAGGCACAACAAGGAGUGAGAAUUUUUGUUAUGCUGUACAAAGAGGUGGAGCUUGCCCUGGGGAUCAACAGUGAAUACAGCAAGCGGACGCUCAUGCGCCUCCAUCCAAACAUCAAGGUGAUGAGACACCCAGACCACGUGUCCUCCUCCGUGUACCUCUGGGCCCACCACGAGAAGCUGGUCAUCGUGGACCAGUCGGUGGCGUUUGUGGGCGGCAUCGACCUGGCGUACGGCCGGUGGGACGACGACGAGCACCGUCUGACCGACGUGGGCAGCGUGAAACGAAUGACGGCCGUGAAGUCGGUGUCCACGGCCAACCUGGCAUCUGCAGCGGAGUUGUCUGAGCGUGUCCCACUGCAGUCUCAAACUCUGUCCCCAGAAAGCCACAUGUUUGAGAAGAACACUGAUGAUGCCCCAGACAUAUCAAAAAUGAAAGGAGUAGGAAAAUCCAGAAAGUUUUCAAGGUUCAGUAUUUACAAGCAUCUCCACAAACACGGCAUGCACCAUGCUGACAGCGUCAGCAGCAUCGACAGUGACUCAAGUUUCCCUAACCCCACUAGGAGUCAACCGAAUAUAAUCCAGAGUUUAAGGCCCCACCUGAAAAUGUUCCAUCACCACAGUGAAUCCAAACAGGGGCUCGCUGAGCCUCGGGAGGAUAAAGGAUCCAUCCGCAGCCUGAAGACAGGUGUUGGUGAACUGCUUGGAGAAACCAGGUUCUGGCAUGGAAAAGACUAUUGCAACUUUGUCUUUAAAGACUGGGUUCAACUUGACAAGCCUUUUGCUGACUUCAUUGACAGAUACACCACCCCAAGGAUGCCCUGGCACGACAUCUCCUCUGUGGUGCAUGGCAAAGCUGCUCGUGACAUCGCCCGGCACUUCAUCCAGCGCUGGAACUUCACCAAGAUUAUGAAGCCCAAAUACCGAUCCCUGUCCUACCCAUUCCUGUUGCCAAAAUCUCAGCAAACUGCUAAUGAGUUGAAGUAUCAGGUGCCUGAUGCUGUUCCUGCCACAGUCCAGGUGAUCCGCUCUGCUGCUGACUGGUCAGCUGGCAUCAAAUACCACGAGGAGUCCAUCCACAAAGCCUACAUCAGCGUGAUAGAGAACAGCAAGCACUACAUCUACAUAGAAAACCAGUUUUUUAUUAGCUGUGCUGAUGACAAAGUUGUCUGGAACAAGAUCGGCGAUGCAAUUGCUCAGAGGAUUCUUAAAGCUCACAGGGAAAACAAGCGUUUCCGGGUGUACGUGGUGAUCCCGCUGCUGCCUGGCUUUGAAGGAGACAUUUCAACCGGCGGGGGGAAUGCGCUGCAGGCCAUCAUGCACUUCAACUACAGGACCAUGUGCCGAGGAGAAAACUCGAUCCUGGCUCAGCUGAAGGCAGAGGGUGUUGGAGAUAAGUGGAUAAACUACAUAUCAUUCUGUGGACUUCGAACAUAUGCAGAGCUGGAAGGAAAGCUUGUCACGGAGCUCAUCUAUGUGCACAGCAAACUGCUCAUUGCUGAUGACAACACGGUUAUAAUCGGCUCUGCCAACAUCAACGACCGCAGCAUGCUGGGGAAGCGGGACAGCGAGAUGGCCAUCAUCGUGCAGGACACGGAGACCGUCCCUUCCGUGAUGGACGGCGAGGAAUACAGCGCUGGGAAGUUUGCCCAGUCCCUGCGGCUGCGCUGCUUCAGGGUUGUCCUUGGCGGCUCCGAUCUCAAUCCGGAACACCAGGAUCCCGUCUGUGACAAAUUCUUCAAGGAGGUGUGGAUUGCCACGGCAGCUCGCAAUGCCACCAUCUUUGACAAGGUGUUUCGAUGCCUUCCCAGUGACCAGGUGAAUAACUUAACCCAACUGCGCGAUUUCAUCAGCAAGCCCAAAUUAGCAAAUGAUGAUCCUGCAAAAGCAGUGGAAGAAUUAAAAAAGAUUCGUGGGUUUUUAGUACAAUUCCCCUUUCGUUUCCUGGAGGAAGAGUACUUGCUUCCCUCCGUCGGAACAAAGGAGUCCAUGGUACCCAUGGAGGUUUGGACUUAAGAAGAUGCAGACUGGUUUUCCUAUUAAAGUCUUGUUCUCAGGAGAGCUGAUGAACAGUAUGGGAUUUCAGGAAGCUUUUUAUUGCAAAAAACAUCUCCACCAAGCUAAGGUGCCUUUCUUAGGGAUUUUGGUGGAGGAACAUGAAGCAAAUCGACGCUAGCAGAAGCAGAAAGACUUGGAGAUGAUGGCAAAUGAGAAGUUUACCCUCUGGAGGAGUUACUUCUUCAGGCACGUUCUGAGCAUCUAAAGGACACAGGCCACUUUCUAGGACAGGAACUCAAUCCCAAUCGAUGUUGUUACCACUGCCAGCUGUAUCCUGUGGUUGCAAACGUACUGUGAUCGUGCUGUGGAUGCGCAGGAGUCGUGGGCUCUGUGUGCUUUUAAGGCUUUUGGGUGUCUGCACCGUGGCUCACUGGAGUCCCCCCAUCUCACCCCUUUCACACGCUGUCAGAGCAUGUUGUGCAGCCCUGGCGCUGUUGGGAAGUGCCAUUUGCUGCUGCCUUGGGCCGUCCUACAGCUUUCCAAGUGUGGGUGUUUCCCUCCUUAAAUGGGAACAGACUAACAAUCUUGUGUCCGAAUCAGCAUUUCGGUCUCUUCUUCCCUUUGGGAGAAAAAAACCCCUUUUCCUAUCAUAGCUGGAGCAAUCAGCAGCCCUCAGGCUUGGCAAAGGGCAGUCUCGAUGGAGCCAGAGGUGCUGGAAAUCAGUGGAAUUUACUGGCCUUUGCAGACACACAGCACGUCAGUUUGGUCCCACUGUGAGUGACAGCUUUCCUGAGGAGAGGAUCAAGGUUCCAGCUCAAUCCUGAGGUCUCUGGAGCCAAAAGGAAAGCAAGGCACUGUGUGGAAUGGGACAGAAACUUGAAAGCUGGUGUGGGACAAACCAAACUCUGCACUCGGGGCCCUCCGUUCAUGCAUUUUUCUGGCAGUUCAUGAUAGAUUUUCAUUUCCAUCCCUUUCCUCCCUAUUUAGAAGAAGAGAAAGGCCAUUAAGCUGACACCACGCUCAAACUGAGCUGACGAGGUUUGUAGAUGGGGUGAAUGCAGGGGGAAGGGGAGCAGUUGGCAAAGCCUUGUCUCUGCUCUGCUUUGCUAUUAGACCAGCCACAGUCUCGAGCUCAGUCACGCAGGACGUGUCUUCCCAAGCAGAGGUAAAACUCAUCAUGCCCAGUCCUGUUCUCCAUUGCUGUAAGAUGGUUUCCAAAGCUCUUUUGCAUCUCCCUGUGCAGCUCAACAGCAGUUCAGUACAGCAUCCCUGGGACAAACACUACUGUUCCUGGGUUAGGACCUCGUGUGGUGGGCACCAUCCCAGCCCUUAUCUCUAUCCCCCAUCCUGCAAUGAGCCGUGUCUCCUGAUUUCAUGUCCACCUCCAACUAGAGGUGUUCCUGGCAGUCAGCAGUGCUGUGUCAAAUGCUGAGAGAACAUGAGAAACACCUAAGGAGACCUGGAGGAUUGUGAGGCUGAGCUCCUCUGCUGCCCCUGCAUCCAGGGAUCCCUUCCCUAGCUGGGUUAUACCUGUGCCCAGCACUCAGACAAAAGGCCAGGUGAAGCAAUGUUCACAGGCAAGUUUAUUUUUAACUUUUCUGGCUCUUCCAAUAGUCUCACCUGUUUUUAACUGGAAAAGAAUCCCAACAUUCGCCUACCUAUCCCCAAAACAUAGCUGGCAUCACAUUUUAGCUGAUUCCCUCGUGUGUUCAGACCUGUAAAGAGGCACCUGCUAAUUCUGUACCUGCUGCAUCACCCGAGUAAGGAACAACCCCAGACGUUCUUCCAGGGCAGCCAAGUCUCAGCCCCUUCCUUCAGUUUCCCUGUUUUAUACUUGUGUUCUGUAGGUGCAGUUGCCUGUUAUACUCCUUUUUCGUUGGUCCAUCUGUGGUCUGGUUCACCUGUUGGAAGUGUAUGUGCAGCAUUCUAUGUGAUGAACUUGAGUCCAGGGGGUUGAUGCUUUUACCUGGCACGCUGUAAGCACAGAAUUAUGUUCCCUUGAUUUUUUUCUCUUAAAAAUACUGACCUGGGGUCACCCCCUGGAGAGCCAGAGCAAUAUGUGCCCUGACCAUUUGUGAUCAAGAAAGAUCAAAGGUGUCUUGUUAUUUCACAUCAGGUUUGGAGCUUUUCUCUCCUGAUGUUUUUAGCUGUUUUAGUUUGAACAAAGCUGCUGACUUCAAACAAUUACAGCCUGUCAGAGAGUCCUUGUCAGUCACACAGAUCUGUGUUCAGAGCCAAGAAGAAAGCAUUCAACCCUGCCACCCGUACACUGAACUUUAAAGUGUAAGACUCCUGUCAUCUUCCAAGUGCUCUUAUUGUACCCGUCCUCACGUGAGCAAACCACUUUUUGUAAUUGUUAAAUUAUCUUUACAUUGUCUUUUAAAGUGGUAGGUAGCUAAUUAUUAGGGCUUCCUAACUUCAGGGGUGUUAAGUUCCCCCCUCUGCCAGGCUGCUGUUGGGAAAAAACCACCCAGGUUCUGCAACACUCAGCCCCCCAUGUGAUGGCUGCUGGUCCCCAGUGACACAGCAGAGCCAUGGAGGGAGAUUUAACUGACUGAUUCUGUGUGGAAAGGUGCUAAUUAAGAAGGUCUUUUAUUACUGAGGUAGCAGACAGCCUGACAUUGGCUCUCUGUCUAAGAGGAGGCUUCCCUUUCUAGGAACAGAGGUGCCAUGCUGAGCAUCCCUUUCCUGCGCCCUGUUGGUGCUAAAUUCCUGAUACUGGGAGUUUAGUAACAUUCAAAUGCAAGCAGGGUGUGCACAGCAGCCCCAGCAUGGAGCAGAGUGCCCAACAUCCCUAGGGGCUCGUGGGGCCACCAAAUCCCCCAUGGAUGCAGCACUGCUCGCCCCAAACAGAGGAUGGGGCUGGAGCCAUUCCCGGGGAAACCCCACUCAUUCACACCACGAGCUGUGCUGUCCUGAGCUGGCUCCGUGGGUCCUGUCAGCUACAGGUUUGUUUCUUAUAUUAAGAAGCCUGUGAGGUUCAACACCUUGAGAGAGUUGGUUUCUGCACCUGAACAAUCACUACUUUAGUCCAUCCAUACCAGCGUGGGCUCAACACCUUCAAACCAGAGAGGGUCACCCACAGAUACCCAGUGCUGUAACAAGUGCUGUGGAUUCUAGCACUAGCAACCCCAGAAACAUCAGCUGUUUCUUGUGGCAUUUAUUUGUUAGAACUAUAGGAAAUGAGAAUUUCUUCCAGGCUCAGACUUUAUUUUGUAGUUCAGCCCUAGUAGAAUGCUUCUUUCCCCUUUAAUUUAUUCUUUAACAUGUGCCACUUUGAGAAUUCACACUCCUUUCCUUAUUUUUUUAAUGGUCUGAUAUUUUAAAGUACAUGUUUUGUUGUAUAGAUGUUGGACUGGAUAAAUGUUUCACUGUAAAGUUAAUGCAUGGUUUAAAAAAUGAGGGAUAAAAUGUCAUCAUAUGCAAGAACUGUACUAAAAAAUAAUUUGUAGGAGAACCACUCCAGUGCUCCAUGGCAGUUGCAAGGUGCUGGGCUCAGUUUCUGGUGUCUUGGUCUCAGUUUGUCCCCUGACUUGGUGUGAGCUUUGCUGGAUUAAACCCCCAAUGCUCCCCUUUUCCUGUCUUUUGAUCAGGUUUCACAACGUGAUUUUGCAGUCCUGGUGCUGUCCCUGGGAGGACCUCGGUGCAGGUGUUGCCUACCUGGGACCCUGCCAUGAAUAAUUUACAAUAUCUUUAUUCCUUCCAAGGGAACAUCCCCGUACAAUCAAGCCCAGAUGUGGUUUGCUGUUGUUAUUUCAGCGUAACGAGUCUUGUGCACUUGUCAGGGGGUUGUGUCUGGGCACAGAGCUGCAUGUGUGGAGACACUGAUAUGUAAGUCUGAGCAGUCCUGUAGGAUAAUGCCAUUUCCCUCUCCUGCAGAAUGUAGAGACCCAAAUCCAUGCUGGUCUAAGCUGACACCUCUCCACCAGCAGCAGAGCCUUUCAUGGUGGGAUGCUGUGGUGGCCAAGGGGAGGAAAACCAGUGGUCUCCAGACCAGGACAUGGGCAGAGGUUGGCAUCUCUUGGGUGCCCCACAAGAUGUCAAUGCACUGUCACAGUUUGUGCCACUCGUACUGCAGAUGGUUUCAAACAAGCAAUGCUCUCUGCACUGCUGAGAUCCUGCUGAAACCAGGAGCUUUGCAGAAUCCCAGUCUAAACCGGGAGCAUAAUGUCAUGGCGGCGAAUCAAGGCCAGCAUGUAAAUCCUAGUGUAUCGAAGUGGAGCAGCCCCACCAACUGUACAUCGACCACUGAAUGCAAUGAUCCUCUUGGGGCAUCACUUUUUUUUCCUAUUUUCUUUUCCCUACCUGCUUUCUGUUGUAUUUUCCAGUAUUUGUGAUUAUUCUAUUUUUAACCUUCCAGUGUCUUUCCAUAAAAUCUCCACGUAAAUAAUUCCAUCUUUCCCUAGUCUUGACACCAGGGAAAUGACAAAAAGUGUCAAAGUCAGUUUUGGAAUGUUGUUGUUUUGUUUUGUUUUUUAAAUCGUGUCUCUAGCUACCCUAAUCCACACAAGGAGAGCUUCCACUUGGGGUGUGAGCGCAGGUCUCCGUGCGUCCCUCCCUUCCGACAGUGCCGCUUUGACACUGAAUAUCCCUUCUGUGAAGGCUGCUGGAAUUGAGUUUUGUACCCUUGUUCCUGCUAAUGAUCGCUUUCCUUUCCACUCCAUUUGUAUCUGGUAAAUGAAUGUGUAUUAAUGGACUGAAAAUACAACCGAGCAUCAUGUUGGAA
Messenger RNA from Myiozetetes cayanensis, 8197 nucleotides. RefSeq names its product phospholipase D1 (gene PLD1). Gene Ontology annotation, molecular function: D-type glycerophospholipase activity; phosphatidylinositol binding. The transcript is spliced from 28 exons. Gene Ontology annotation, biological process: cell motility; intracellular signal transduction; phosphatidic acid biosynthetic process. The record is from RefSeq and is a predicted model, not a curated record. Bases 259 to 3489 code for a protein of 1076 amino acids. NCBI's taxonomy places the organism in Eukaryota, Metazoa, Chordata, Aves, Passeriformes, Tyrannidae.